Neolamprologus brichardi is the source of this 1379-nucleotide messenger RNA. RefSeq lists its product as uncharacterized. The record is from RefSeq and is a predicted model, not a curated record. NCBI's taxonomy places the organism in Eukaryota, Metazoa, Chordata, Actinopteri, Cichliformes, Cichlidae.
GUAGCCUACGUUAAAAUAGUCAAAGAGUUUAGGGAUUGUAGUUCAUCCGCUAGUCCAGAAUACUAAAAAGAAUAGGCGUAAUAACUAAAAUGAACUACAAUUUCCAAGCUACCAAGCGACGUUGUUAUAGUCAUCGUCUUUCUCGACGCGAGAGAGGGCAUCGGUGACUCUUGGAUGUUGUUAAAUUCCGCGAUAGAUACACCGCUAGUAAAUUAAAAAAAACAACUUUAACUGUAAUGGUUGUGCUUUUAAUAAGAUGGAGGUAAUCGAGACAAUUGUGAUACAAAACUCCGAAGUGGAAGGAAAGGAAACGGUCGUGUCCAGUGUGGAUACGGAUAAAACAAAAGCAGAAUUUAUCUGGACAGUUCAGGCUACAUGGCAUCUAGUCAAUACCCGGCUUGAAAUGGAUCAGGCCUUUGACCAGCCAGUGUGCAAGAAAAAGAAACUCUGGGAAAUGGUUGCAGAGAAGGUCAAUGCCAAAUUGAGGGAGUCAGAGGUCACUGAUGUCACUGUGAAGGCGUACGAAUGUGAUCUCAAGUGGAGAAACAUGCUGGCCACAUACAGAAAAAAUGCAGAGAGGGCCAAGAGGUUGGGAGUGACCAGCGUCCACUGGGAGUUCUUCAAAGCUAUGCACGAAGUCCUGGGUAAGAGCAGGGAGGAGAUCGAAGCCCAGCGCAGGGCCAAACUCAGCGGGACCAAAGUAGGAAAAGCUAUAGCGAGCAAGAGGUUUACCCCUAUCCUCCCUACGCCUCCUGCAACAGCUGCUCCCUGCCCCACCAGGCCUCCGCAGGAUGUCCUGCAGCUGUACAUGGAGCUGCAGGAGAGGAAGAUGAACAUGUGGGCGCAGCAGAAAGCACUGGAGGAGCGAAAAAUAGAGGCCAUCAACAACCUGGCCCAAGCCAUCUCCAGCCUGGCUCAGAAGAACGGUACACAGAUAUCAAAGGAUGGACAUUAGGAGAGAGGAAACAGCUCGUUUGCAAUGUCUAAUGUUUGUAGACUUUUCCACAUUUUUACCGUUUACAGUUUACAGAGUACCUUGGAUUAGCAGGUGUACAGUAUGAGGCCAGACUCACUUUUAACACAGCAGGCAGAUUACAGUUCUCUUUAAACCUGUCUCUAUUUUCCUCCUGGUGCUCAAAAUAAUGUAAGAAUCUUUUAUUUUUAUACCAAAAUAGAAAACUUGGAUGAAGUUGAAGAGUACACACAGAUGGGGCAUCCACCCCCAUCUGUCAAAGAACUGUACGAAAAUAAACUGUACGCAAAUAAAGUAACCAUUGCCGGGCCAAAAGCAGUCAAAUACAAUACAGAUUUCAGUAUUGGGAUUAAUGAAGAUACUGGUAUAAAUGUUAAAGUAUUAAUAAGAUAAUCUUUGUUUAUAA